AUGAGCACGAUCUUACAAAAUUCUAGCAAUAUUAAAAGUGUUCGUUUCAAUUUAACACUUGUUCGACAUGCUGAGACACAUGCAAAUGCUGAAGGCAUUAUUCAAGGUCUUUUAGAUACUGAAUUAUCCCAUAUUGGCUGUCUUCAAGCUAAAGCACUUGGUCGACAUCUUCAAUGGCAUCGCUUUUCCCAUGUGUAUUCAAGCAACUUAAAACGAGCAAUAGAAACCGCUCGUCAAAUUCAUUUAUUCAAUCGUGUAUCGUCAUGCGAAAUAAAAUACGAUUCUUUACUAUGCGAACGAAUGUAUGGUAUUGCGCAAGGUCAAACACGUCAAUGGUUACGCGAAUUGGCAAAAGAAAGUGGUGUUUCCCAUGCAAAUUUUAACCCUCCGGGUGCUGAAAACACUGUUCAAGUACGCCAACGUGUUGUAGCAUUUCUUCGAAAAUUAUGCGAUGAACUUCUUCAAAAUAAUCAUGUAAAUUCUUUUGUAUCAUCACGAGUUGAGUUUUAUGGAUCGACUCCAUUGCCACAACAGGAUGGUCAACAAUCGUUAUUACGAAGCGUCUCAUCAGAGAAUUUAAGUUGUCAUCAACAAAUAAUAGAAAAUUCAGGUUGUAAACGUUCAUUAUCAACAGAAAAUAUUUCAGUUGAAUCAAUAACUAAAACAAACAAAGCAGCAGCAUUUCGAUCAUCUAUUGAUUCAGCACUUGGUAUAUCAUCUGGAUCAUCUGAUCAGCAAUCAAUAUCAUCAUCGACUUCUCUUCUUUCACGUAAUAGCAGUUUUGAUAAACAACGAAUUAUAUCAAAAGAUUUAUCACCUUCACCAUACGAAAACAAUUUUUCCGAUCUUGACAUUCUGAUUGUUAGUCAUGGAGCUGUUAUACGAGAAUUCAUUAAAUAUUUUGCUUGUGAUCUACAAGCUGAUAUAGGACAGCAUCUAGAUACUAUACAGGAUAUAGCACCAAAUACAUCGGUAACACGAUUUCAAAUAACUUAUUCGACUGGUGAAGAUCUCAAUCCAACGACUACAGUUGAACUUGUUGAUUAUCAUAAUAAAACACAUUUAACUAAUGAUAACAAUGAUGAGUACAAUUUGGAUGUAGUCAAUAAAUGUAGCCUGUAA
Molecule: messenger RNA, 1122 nt
Organism: Rotaria socialis
Lineage: Eukaryota; Metazoa; Rotifera; Eurotatoria; Philodinida; Philodinidae
Source: the annotation of a GenBank genome assembly